AUGGCCCAACUAAUACAUGACUCCUUCUUCGGCCGACUGCUGCGGUACUUGUCGAAGGGGAAGUUAUUGCCGCAUGAAGAGACCAAGAACCCAGCUCUGUUGAAGCCAUUCACCACGGAUCACUACCACAAGUUCUCAGACAAGCCGUCACCCGAGGUGCCAGCGUCUGAUGCCAGUACCCUCAACAACAGCGAUGGAGAGUUAGCCGAGAAAGGGAAGGAUCCCCUUAUCGUGGGCUGGUAUGGCCCUGAUGAUCCAGAGAAUCCCCUCAACUGGUCAAACUUUACCAAGUGCGCCAUCACCUUUGAGUUGUGCUUUUUGACGUUCGCCGUCUACGUUGGAUCUUCAGUCUAUACAGCCGGUGUGGUGAGCGUAAUGAAGGACUUCAAUAUUGCCCAGGUGCCCGCAACUCUCCCGUUGACAGUCUUCGUGUUGGGCUUUGGCUUGGGACCAAUGACCUUGGCACCACUUAGCGAAGCGCCUGCGGUUGGGAGAACGCCGAUAUAUAUCUGGUCACUUCUGGCCUUUGUCUUGCUCCAGAUACCUGUCGCUCUAUCGGUCAAUCUCCCUAUGCUUAUCGUCUUCCGAUUCAUUACCGGCGUUUUGGGCUCCCCGCCGCUCGCGACUGGCGGUGCGUCAAUUGCGGAAAUCUUCACGCCACGCAAGCGAAGCCUAGCCAUCGCCAUCUGGGGUGUCGCAGCUAUUUUCGGACCUGUGUUGGGGCCCCUCAUCGGAGGCUUCGCUGCCCAAGCCAAGGGCUGGCGCUGGACCAUCUGGGAGCUGAUGUGGAUCUCCGGCAUCGCCCUGGUCAUGUUGUUCUUCUUUUUGCCCGAGGUCAACUCGAAGAACAUUCUUUACCGCCGAGCGCAUCGACUUCGCAAACUGACCGGCAACGACAAACUCAUGAGCGAGGGGGAGAUCGUAUACAAGAACGUCACCGUCAAGAAGGUCGCCUACCUCACGAUCAUCCGCCCCUGGAUCCUCACCUUCACUGAGCCCCUAGUCUUCCUCCUCCACACAUGGACUGCACUGAUCUUUGGACUCUUGUUCAUCUGGUUCACCUCAUUCCCUCUGGUGUUCCAAGGAGUCUACGGGUUUAAUGCAGGCGAGACCGGCUUGACCUUCCUUGGCCUUCUGGUCGGAGCACUUUUGUGCGUUCCCCCAUUCGUCUGGUAUGACCGUGGAGUACAACGCAGGAUGUUCGAUGAAGGCGGUCAGAUCUCGAAGCCGGAGCAGCGUCUCGUACCGGCUAUGGUCACAGCGGCUACCAUUCCCAUCUGUCUCUUCUGGUUUGGCUGGAGCGCGCAGAAGGACAUUCAUUGGAUCAUGCCCAUCAUCGGAACAUGCUUCUUUGCGGUCGGCGCCUUGGUUAUCGUGAAUGCCGUUCUGAGCUAUUUGCCCGACGCGUUCCCGACGGAGAUUCCCUCGGUCAUGGCUGGGUCCGCCUUUAUGCGAUUCUCAUUUGGUGCCGGAUUCCCCUUGUUCGCGCCAGCGAUGUACCACAACUUGGGCAUCCAUUGGGCGAGCUCCCUGCUGGGGUUUCUCGGCUUGGCUUAUGUGCCGAUUCCGUUCCUGUUCUACUUUGUGAGUAUUCAUCCGCUUGUCUCGACGGGCUGGAGCAGUGACUGA
This is a messenger RNA of Cladophialophora carrionii CBS 160.54, 1629 nucleotides long. RefSeq lists its product as uncharacterized. NCBI's taxonomy places the organism in Eukaryota, Fungi, Ascomycota, Eurotiomycetes, Chaetothyriales, Herpotrichiellaceae. The record is from RefSeq and is a predicted model, not a curated record. Gene Ontology annotation, biological process: xenobiotic detoxification by transmembrane export across the plasma membrane. Gene Ontology annotation, molecular function: fluconazole transmembrane transporter activity. The coding region runs from base 1 to 1629 and encodes 542 amino acids. The transcript is spliced from 5 exons.